AUGAAGUUUGUUAACAAAGCUCUCGCUUUGCUGUUUUUUUAUUGUUUCCUUCAAACUGACGCGUGGUUUAGUAGACGUCGUCGCCGUCGAGCCUGCAGUCCUCGCGAUUGUGAAGUCAGUUCUUGGUCUUCUUGGAGCUCAUGUAGUGCUGAAAAAUGUGGACAACAAGGAUCACAACGACGGACAAGAGAGCAAGUAUCUGAGCCGAGUUGUGGAGGAUCAGAAUGUCCUACCUUAGAGGAAACACGGCAAUGCUAUAGCACGCAAACAGUGAACUGUCAGCUGAGCUCUUGGUCUGAGUGGAGUGCCUGCUCGACAGUCUGCGGCGUUUCUGGCAUUCAAACCAGCACCCGUCACAGAGUAAUAACUGAACAGUGUGGCGGAACCUGCUCGUCAACACUUCGAAAAACGCGAGCUUGUCCGGAACUCAGCUGUCUGAACGGAGGAAGUUUACAACAAGGAGCAUGCUUUUGCAAUAAAGGCUAUUCUGGAGUCUGCUGUCAGAAAAAACUGAAGAAAGGUAAGAAGUAA
This is a messenger RNA of Porites evermanni, 531 nucleotides long. Lineage: Eukaryota; Metazoa; Cnidaria; Anthozoa; Scleractinia; Poritidae. The record is from the annotation of a GenBank genome assembly.